This is a messenger RNA of Caenorhabditis elegans, 788 nucleotides long. It is a transcript of the gene F46C8.3, whose product is annotated as US6. The transcript has 6 exons. NCBI's taxonomy places the organism in Eukaryota, Metazoa, Nematoda, Chromadorea, Rhabditida, Rhabditidae. Bases 3 to 608 code for a protein of 201 amino acids. The record is from RefSeq and is marked reviewed.
UAAUGGGCAGCGGCCAGAGCAUGAAUCAUAGUCCUGGAGACAUGAUGGAUCACCACCAAUACCCUGAUAUGAACAUGAUCUUCAAAGGAAUCCCAAAAAUGAUUCAGGUCGCAGAUGACAUGCACAGAAUGACAGAUUAUAUAAUGGAUCUUCGUAACCUGACAAUUGCUGUUUUAGCUAUUUCUGUCUUUGGACUGAUUUGCUUUAUGAUUUUAAAGAUUGUGCACAACAAAAGUUCAAGGCGAAAGCGCCGCUCGAUACAACGACAGAUAGAAGAAGGAUAUCCACCAGCUGCCCCGAGAUACUAUUACUCUUCGCAGUAUGCUCCAGAACCAUGGGACCGACCAAAACACACAUACAGUCCAUCCAUUGAAGAGAAGAAACAACUGGAAUGCAGGAACAGCAGUCCGGAGUUCAAAGGAAACGGUUCUGUCAAUUACAAGCCAUACACGAAUGAGUCAACGGAGAUGUCACCGGAAAAUGAGAAGAAAACGUCAUUGAGCAACGAUAUGUCACAUCGGGGAGCUACAACCGCCAGUGUACCAAAGAGGUCACUAGAUCCAGUCAAGUUAGUGGUCGGUGAUCUUCCAUAUGUUGAUUCGUCAUGAUUUGCUCAAAUUUUCAAGUGAUCAAGUUUGAAAAUUGUUCGAAAAACUCUCAUUUUUAUGUUCUGUCAUUUUGUUUUACCGUUUUUUUUAGUAAUAUAUAUAAACUGAAACCCUCAAUCCUGAUGAUGCCAAAAUUUGUUUUUGUAUUGAUUUUUAUUGAAUAAACGUUGAUGUACGUUU